Molecule: messenger RNA, 309 nt
Organism: Diversispora eburnea
Lineage: Eukaryota; Fungi; Glomeromycota; Glomeromycetes; Diversisporales; Diversisporaceae
Source: the annotation of a GenBank genome assembly
AUGAAUCCAAAUCCAUUUCCGAAGAAAUUUCAUCGUAAAUUUAAAUAUGAAAUAAUUCGACAACACCCAUUUGCCCUCUUUGGGUUACCAAUGAUUUUAUCAUUAGUAGUUGGUUCUUUCGCUCUUAGUCGUUUAACCCAAACUAGAUAUGAUGUUCAUAGUAAUAAAGCCAAAAAAGUUGAAAAGGAGCAAAUACUAAAAAUUGACAAAGAUAAACGAAAGUUUAAUGCUCAAGAAGAGUAUUGGAGAUUACAAGCCAAUGAUGAUUGGGAAAUUAAGAGAGUUGAAAGACCAAAAGGUGAUGUUUAA